Malurus melanocephalus (red-backed fairy wren) is the source of this 2730-nucleotide messenger RNA. RefSeq names its product dentin sialophosphoprotein-like. The transcript has 3 exons. The record is from RefSeq and is a predicted model, not a curated record. Lineage: Eukaryota; Metazoa; Chordata; Aves; Passeriformes; Maluridae. The annotation marks the transcript as partial.
GGUGGGGGAGGGGCGGCCCCGCUGCGGGGGGGCCCUGGUGGGCGGGGCCUGGGUGCUGACGGCGGCCAGCUGCUUCAUCGGAACUGACCGCUCGAGUGACCACGGGAGUGACCACAGGAGUGACCACAGGAGUGACCACAAUGACCACAAUGACCACCGGAGUGACCACCGGAGUGACCCCAGAACUGACCAUGAGAGUGACCACAGGAGUGACCACGAGAGUGACCACAAUGACCAUGGGAAUGACUACCGGAGUGACCAUCGGAGUGACCACCGGAGUGACCACAGGAGUGACCACAGGAGUGACCACAGGAGUGACCACAGGAGUGACCACAGGAGUGACCACAAUGGCCACCGGAGUGACCACAGGAGUCACCACAAUGACCACAACAAUGACCACCAGAGUGGCCGCAAUGACCACCGGAGUGACCACAGAACUGACCGCUCCAGUGACCACCGGAGUGACCACAGGAAUUACCACAGUGACCAUGGGAGUGACCACAAUGACCCCUCGAGUGACCAUGGGAGUGACCACAAUGACCCCUCGAGUGACCAUGGGAGUGGCCGCAAUGACCACCGGAGUGACCACAGGAGUGACCACCGGAGUGACCACAACAAUGACCACAGGAGUGACCACCGGAGUGACCACAACAAUGACCACAAUGACCACAGUGACCACAAUGACCAUGGGAGUGACCGCAGGAGUGACCACAGGAGUGACCACGAAAAUGACCGCAGUGACCACAGGAGAGACCACCGGAGUGACCACAAUGACCACAAUGAUCACCGGAGUGACCACCACAGGAGUGACCACAGAACUGACCACAAUGACCACCGGAGUGACCACAGGAAUUACCACAGUGACCACCGGAGUGAGCACAGUGACCACAGGAGUGACCACAGAACUGACCACCGGAGUGACCAUCGGAGUGACCACAAUGACCAUGGGAGUGACCAUGGCAGUGACCACAAUGACCAUCGGAGUGACCACCAGAGUGACCACCUGAGUGACCACAGAACUGACCGCUCGAGUGGCCAUCGGAGUGACCACAAUGACCACAAUGACCACAGGACUGACCAUGAGAGUGACCACCGGAGUGACCACAGUGACCACAGGAGUGACCACGGGAGUGACCCCUCGAGUGGCCACAGUGACCAUCGGAGUGACCACUGGAGUGACCUCAGGAGUGACCAAAAUGACCAUGAGAGUGACCACAGAACUGACCACAACAAUGACCGCCGGAGUGACCACCGGAGUGACCACAAUGACCACAAUGACCCCUCGAGUGACCACUCAAGUGACCCCUCGAGUGACCCCGAGAGUUUCUGCAUCUCCGUCCCCGAGGGUGACCACUGCCAGCCCCUCCUGGGAUCGCCCCUGAUGUGUCUCGAGCGCGGUUUGUGGUUCCUGCUGGGCGUGGCCGGGCCCGGGGGCUGCGCCCGGGGGGACCCCCCCAAAUUCUCGGCCACGCCCCCCCGGCAGCGCUGGAUUUCGGGGGUCGCCCGGGACGCGUUUUUCGCCGAGACCCCCCCGGACCCCGCGGAGGAGGCGCGGGAGGAGCUCCAGGGGGACCCCGAAAACCCCGAAAACCCCAAAAACCCCGAAAACCUCGAAAAUCCCGAAAUUGGGGAAAACCCCGGAAAUUCGGGGGGAAAUGACGAGAUUUGGGGGGCGCCGAGGGACCCCGAGUAUUUCGGGAGGCCGGAAAGUGAGGAAAAUCCGGGAAAUCACGAAAAUCCGGGAAAUCACGAAAUUUUGGGGGGUCCCAGAGCGACGAGAGAACCCGGAAAUACCAGAAAUCCUGAAAAUCCUGAAAAUUCCGAAAUUUUGGGGGGUUCUGGGAUGUUAAAAGACCCCAAAAAUCCUCUAAAUCCUAAAAAUCCCGGAAAUCCUGGAAAUCCCGAAAAUCCCGGAGAUCCUGAAAAUCCUGGAAAUCCCGGAAAUCCUGAAAAACCCAAAAAUCCCGAAAUUUUGGGGGGUUCUGGAGCAAUAAGAGACCCCGAAAAUCCUCGAAAUCCCAGAAAUCCUGGAAAUCCCAAAAAUCCCGAAAUUUUGAGAGGUCCUGGAAUGUCAAGAGACCCCAAAAAUACCAGAAAUCCAAAAAAUCCCAGAAAUCCCGAAAAUCCCGAAAUUUUGGGGGGUUCCGGAGCGACGAGAGACCCCAAAAAUCCUCGAAAUCCCAGAAAUCCCAGAAAACCCGAAAAUCCUGAAAAUCCUGAGAUUUCGGGGGGUUCUGGAGCGACGAGAGACCCCAAAAAUACCAGAAAUUCCAAAAAUCCCACAAAUCCUGAAAAUCCUGAAAACCCCAAAAGUUUUGGGGGUUCUGGGAUGUCCAGAGACCCCAAAAAUCCCAGAAAUCCUGAAAAUCCCAGAAAUCCCGAAAUUUUGGGGGGUUCUGGGACGACGAGAGACCCCAAAAAUCCCGGAAAAUCUGAAUUUUCUGGGAGCCUGAAAAAACCCAGAAAUCCUGAAAUUUUGGGGGGUCCCGAAAAUCCCCGAAAUCCCUGAAAUUUUAGGAUCUCCCAGAACUUAAAAAGACCCCAAAAAUCCCAGAAAUCCCAAAAUUUUGAGGAUUUUUUCUGGGAUUUUGGGGUUUUUUUCUGGAAUUUUGGGUUUUUUUGGUUUUUAGGGGGGACUUUUGUUUUUUUUCUGGAAUUUUGGGGGUUUUGGGGUUUUUUUUCCGGGAUUUUGGGCAAUAAAGUGGUGACGGAUCUGCAGAGCCUCCGCCU